GUAGCGAUCACAAGACAAAACACUGAGAACGCUAUAUAGGUUUACUUGGUGUUGAAUUGUUCCAGCACGAUAGCUCUGUUUAUUUUUCCGGUAAGCAGAGAUUUAAAACAACAAGAACAGGUAAAUAUUCCCUCUUCUCGACUCAAUAAUGACGACAGCAAUGGGAGAUCUACCGCUAGCGAGACGUUACCUACCAAAAAGUCUUGGAGACAAAAUUGCACUUGCAUUCACUGUAAUUAUGCUGCUAAUCGUCGCACUCUUUGAACUGUUUAUAAUAUUACCAGACAUAUUCCCAAAUUACGGUACUUUGUACAACGUGUAUGUCUGUAUCGGUUUGUUCUUGUAUCUGAACUGCAUGGGCAACUUGAUCAUGAUGACGCGAAUUGACGUCACAUCGGGGACCACCGUCCUACCGGCGAUUUUGAAAACCGGCUGGAGGUACUGCCACGUUUGUAUGCAGAACUCGCCGCCUCGGUCAUUUCACUGUUUCAACUGCGACUCUUGUAUAUUGAAGCGUGACCACCACUGUGUCUUUGCCGGAAAAUGCGUCGGAUACUACAACCAUCGCUUUUAUCUUGUCACCCUGCUGUAUUUAUUUUUGGGUUCAUUAUUUGCAAACUUUUUAAACUUCGAUCACGCCUGGGCGUUGUUGGGAGGCGCCAACUGGAAAUCGCUCAUUACUAUGAUCGUUCCGUUCGUAGCCUGGAUUUUCGGUUUUACUGAGCGUUAUACCUUCAUGCUGUCAUUCUUAUGCGGGACCUGCAUCGUGGCUUGCGCCCUCAUCGGUGUGAUGUGUUAUUACUAUACCUCGCUAAUGCUACACGGUCAAACAACUCACGAAAACGGCACAAGAUGUAAAGAUUACGACCUGGGUUGGAAACAAAACUUGAAAGAUGCUCUUGGUGAACGGUGGUAUUUGGUGUGGCUGUGUCCAUUUAUAUCGUCACAUUUGCCUGGAAACGGUCUAGAAUUCAAGAAAGGGAGAACUAUGGAGGACAUUAAGGACAUGUAA
Messenger RNA from Saccoglossus kowalevskii, 1012 nucleotides. Its product is annotated as putative palmitoyltransferase ZDHHC24. Lineage: Eukaryota; Metazoa; Hemichordata; Enteropneusta; Harrimaniidae. The record is from RefSeq and is a predicted model, not a curated record. Gene Ontology annotation, molecular function: palmitoyltransferase activity.